AUGGGUGGCCAGAGCAGAGAAGGCGGCAAGGCCAAGCCCCUCAAGGCUCCCAAGAAGGAGAAGAGGGAGCUUGACGAGGAGGACAAGGCUUUCCUCCAGAAGCAGCGUGAACUGGAGAAGGCUAAGAAGGAGCUUGCUGCCAAAGCCGCCGGCAGAGGCCCUCUGAGUGUGGGCGCCCACGGUAUUAAGAAGUCUGGCAAGAAAUAA
This is a messenger RNA of Thermochaetoides thermophila DSM 1495, 207 nucleotides long. RefSeq lists its product as uncharacterized. The transcript is spliced from 5 exons. The record is from RefSeq and is a predicted model, not a curated record. NCBI's taxonomy places the organism in Eukaryota, Fungi, Ascomycota, Sordariomycetes, Sordariales, Chaetomiaceae. Bases 1 to 207 code for a protein of 68 amino acids.